GUGCCAAAUGUCAACCUAUUUCCAAGCCGCCGUUCCAGUCAAACAGAUGAUGGCCGUCCGAAGGGUUAUGGACAAAAACAACAAAACGGCCAGCUUGGACUUGGAAGAAGCUUUGGCUUUGGUUUAGGAGCUAUACCAGGGUUCGAAGUUCUGAGCAGUCAAGGGACAGACAUCGGAAACGGAAACCUACCAUUCCUCAACCAGAUCGGUGGCAUUAUGCUGAAUCAAGGAACUGAAAUAGGCGCAAUGGGACAGAAGACUGGCAGAGGACCAGCACGAUCACUUAAUGCUCUCACCCAUGGAUAUCCUUCAUUCGGUCUUACCGGAGAGCCAAACAAUGGUGACAAGAAACUCAGCCAAGAGGUGCUGAACUCGUUCGGCAUUCCCAAUAUACCCGCUCUCAAUAAAGGUACCUCAUUUGACUGUUGUUCGAACAAAAAAAUACAGGGUUACGAACCGGGCUACGGUGCAGUCAAUCCGAAUGCUCCGCUUGCCAUCGGAAAAGUGAGUUUUCAAUUUCUCGGAAUUCUUUUCACAAUGGCGUACUAUAUCACACGCACGGUCAGGGGUUCGAAUCCUGGAUCGAUGCCCGCCUAA
Messenger RNA from Haemonchus placei, 597 nucleotides. The record is from the annotation of a GenBank genome assembly. NCBI's taxonomy places the organism in Eukaryota, Metazoa, Nematoda, Chromadorea, Rhabditida, Trichostrongylidae.